This is a messenger RNA of Spirodela intermedia, 1702 nucleotides long. NCBI's taxonomy places the organism in Eukaryota, Viridiplantae, Streptophyta, Magnoliopsida, Alismatales, Araceae. The record is from the annotation of a GenBank genome assembly.
AUGUUUCAGAGCAACCUCGCCCACCCUCUCUCCCUUCGGGAGUCCCUGCAGGCCGUCGAGGCGGACAUCCAACACGCCAACUCCCUGUAAUUCCCUCCCUCUCUCUCUCUCUCUCUCUCUCUCUCCCUCUUUCUCUCUCUCUCUCUCUCUCUCCCUCUCUGAUUUCGAUGUGUUUUCUCCAUGGAUUUCUUCAGGGCCGCCGCUAUCCAGAGAGCUCAUGGGGGGGCGUGCCUGCAGAUGAGGCUGGCGUUCACCCCUUUCGCCACGGUGUACCUGUUCUUGCUGGAGUGGCUGGACUGUGCCUGCUCGUAUUCCCUCCCCAGCUAUCUGGGGCUCCUCCAUGUGCUCGUCACCAAGGUGGGCGUUCCUCCCUCCCCCCUUUCUCUCUCUCUCUCUCUUUCGCCCUAUGUGCUAGAAUGGAUUGUUGGAUGGGUAUGAUAGAAUCUGGACAACAUAUCCAUCUCUUCGUUGAUGCGCAUCGUAGAAUUCCGCUGGUGGACGAGUGAGGAUUGAUGGGCGUUUAUCUCUUCUCUCUCUGUCUGUCCCCUCCCCCUGUUUGUUAGUUUGGAUUGCUUAGUGGGUAUGGUGUCGACUCUCUACCUCCCUCUCUCUCUCCUCCCCCCCCCUUUUCUUUCUGUUUAUUAGUUCGGAUUGUUGAAUGGGUAUGAAAGAGUUCCUCUUUUCUCUUCCGCCCCCCCCCCGCCUUCUUUUCUCUGUUUAUUAGUUUGCCCUAUUGAGUGGGUAUCGUGGAAUUUGGGCUCACCUCUCUCGAUCUCUCUCUAUCUACCUGCACACAUUUCUCUUUGCAUUCUUGAUGACUGAAGUUGCCUUCUCUCCUCUCUCUGUCUCCAUCUCUGUCUUUCUCUCUAUCUCUCCCUUCCAUAUAUUUAUUAAUAUGUAGUGUUGAAUGGGUAGCAGUAAUUUUGGAGUCUCUCUCUCCCUCCUCUUUCUAUCUCUUGUGUCUGUGCUGUUGAAUUGGUGUUGACGGAAUCUGUGCACGCAGGUAUACGUCGAGGGGAAGACGAAGGUCUCCUCCUACGAGCGGCAGGCGACCCUCCAAGAAUUCUACGGUCCGCCAUCUCUCCGUAUCUCCUCCUCCUCUCUCUCUAAUCUCUCCCCUUCUCUCUCUCUAAUUCCUGUGGACGCGUUCAGGCACGCUGUACCCGUCUCUGCAGCAGCUGGAGAGCAGCAGCUCGGCGGAGCUGGCGGAGGCGGAGGGGUGGUGCCGGAAGGGGUGGCGGCGGGCGGCGGCGCCGCCGCCGGACAAGGAUGCGGAGAGGGAGAACGAGUGCGGCAUCUGUAUGGAGCCCUGCACCAAGAUGGUCCUCCCCAACUGCAAUCAUGCCAUGUGCAUCAACUGCUAUCACGACUGGUAAACUCUUCCGCCUUCCUCCAUCCUUCGUCUUCAACCUCCGCAAAACCCAAAAUUUCGCCGCCACCAUCGCCUCCUUCGACCUCUGCAAAACCUUAACUUUCGCCAUGAAAUCGCAGGAACACGCGGUCGCAGUCGUGCCCGUUCUGCCGGGGGAGCCUGCGGCGGAUCACCUCGAGGGAUCUGUGGGUCCUUACCGGCGACGGCGACGUGGUCGACGCGGAGACGCUCGCCGAGGACGAUCUCCGCCGCUUUCACCGCUACGUGGACCGCCUGCCACUCGCCAUCCCGGACACCCUCUUCCUCGUCUACUACGAUUACCUUGUCUGA